AUGCCUGCUCAUCUUGUUAUCCCACCAUGCGAGCAUAAUCCCGCUCAUCCAAAUCAUCUCCCAUCGUAUGAGAAACCUCUUCGUAUUCAGAUACUUGGCACAAACAGUCUCAUUGAUCAAGUAUUCGAAGAUGGCAUACAUAUGCCCUCCCAGGAACGGCCCAUUGUAUCCCCAGUCGAUUUUGACGAGGUGGGCAUUCGCUUCGCAAAGAUGGCCUUUAAGCAGCUCUACCGCCGGGAUGUAGAUCCUAACAACUCAUCCGACUUCGUCCCACGAUAUCAGUACCACAUGUAUCGGGGAAAACGCGGAGAGUGCCAGCCAUGGGAACACACCAUCGAAGGGUAUGGGAUCACCUUUGACCAUUGCGUCCCUGAAGACGAUGACGAUCCUGAGACCUUGAUGAUCAAUGUUUGCGGUCCAUCUGAUUCCCAAAGCGCAUCAUAUUAUAGUCUGGAUCUGGGUGUAUACAAAACCAGCCCAGCGACUGUAUUGCUAGUCCCUCGAUGCUGUCAACUAAGAAAAGGAACUACUGACCGCAAGGGAAUCAAUGAUCAAGUCAGGGAAGCAAAGAAGACCAACUGA
Clonostachys solani is the source of this 582-nucleotide messenger RNA. The record is from the annotation of a GenBank genome assembly. NCBI's taxonomy places the organism in Eukaryota, Fungi, Ascomycota, Sordariomycetes, Hypocreales, Bionectriaceae.